AUGGGCGGUGCGAGGCCGCGUGACCGUCGUGACGGAGCGUGUGGGGCUGAAACUGAAAGCGAAGGGCUCGGGCUGCGGUGAAGCGGAACUGAGUCGUUUGUUCCUUCCCAUAAGCGCCUGAGCCCCCCCCACUCCGAGCAUGUCAGAUAAUUUCGACCGAGCUCCAGGUGCUGGCCGGGGUCGCGCUGCUCCCCUCAGUAGCGCGGGUCCGUCGGAGAGCGGCGGCGGGGCCUGCAUCGGCGUCGGCGAUUCCCACAGCUCAGGCUCGGCCGAGAAGCAGCCCAAAACGGGCGGCUUCUUCCCGCAGCAGGAGCCGUUGCGGCCUCCGAAGACGGCGCCGCUGGGCACCGGAAACGCAAAACACCUGCAACAGGCAAGAAUUCCAUCUGGAUCACAAGAUAAAGUUUCAGUUCCUGAUUCUGAACCAGAAAUGGCUGUACCUCAGGUGGCUGUGGCUCCUGUGGUAAUGUCAAAGUUGUCUGUUAAAGCACCUGAGUUUUAUCCUUCAGGAUACAACCAGAACUUCAAUCAGAACUUUGCAGAUUCUUCCUUUGAAGAUGGAUAUGAUGGCUAUCUGACUUUGGCAGAAUAUGUACAAGACUUCCUAAAUCACCUCACCGAGCAACCAGGUUGUUUUGAAACUGAAAUUGAGCAGUUUGCUGAAACACUGAAUGGCUGGGUCACUGCAGAUGAAACUUUGCAAGAAGUUGUUGAACUCAUAUAUCAGCAGGCCACAUCUGUCCCAAACUUUUCCUACAUGGGAGCACGGUUGUGUAACUAUCUAUCUCAUUAUCUAACCAUUAGUCCACAAAGUGGGACCUUCCGACAGUUGUUACUUCAAAGGUGUCAAACAGAGUAUGAAAACAGAGAUGAAGCUGCCAAAGGAGAUGAGACUACUCAAAAACAAUUUCAUGCCUUUGUGUUGUUCUUAGCUGAACUUUACCUUAACCUAGAGAUUAAAGGAAAAAAGGGACAGGUAACGCGAGCAGAAAUUCUUCAAGAAGGCCUUCGGGAAUUACUAAAUGCACUCUUCUCUAAUCCUGUGGAUAAUAAUUUGAUAUGUGCAGUGAAACUGAUGAAGUUGACAGGCUCAGCUUUAGAAGAUGCCUGGAAAGAAAAAGGAAAGAAUGAUAUGGAGGAAAUGAUUCAGAGAAUUGAAAAUGUUGUGUUGGAUGCAAACUGUAGCAGAGAUGUGAAACAUAUGCUUCUGAAACUAGUAGAACUACGAUCAAGUAACUGGGGUAGAGUUCACGGAACUUCUCCACAUACAGAAGCUACCCCUGAAAAUGACCCAAACUAUUUUAUGAAUGAACCAACGUUUUACACUUCUGAUGGUGUUCCUUUCACUGCAGCAGAUCCAGAUUACCAAGAAAAAUACCAAGAGCUGCUUGAAAGAGAGGAUUUGUUUCCAGAUUAUGAAGAAAAUGGAACAGAUUUAUCAGGACCUGGAGAUCAAUGGCACCUAGCUGAGAGGAGUUGUGUGAACUUCGGAAGAUUAAUUAGAGAUGUCAUCAGAAAUAAACAAGCUCUUACUGUGGGGAAAAAAACCACCCUUGUGAACUGCUGUGCCUAGAACAAAUUAAAUGCAAAAUGGAGACAAACAGCAGUUAAACACAGCAAGUCUGAAGCGUGACAUGUGGAAGACAGAGUUAACCAUCAUGCAAGGUGACUGUGGAACCUUCUUUGAAGGCUUAAGAAAAGCUUAGACAAAUCUAUCCUGAUUAUCUGUCAGCUAUUUCCCAUGACUGACAUCAGGGAGAAGAGUUCUAUGUUGAGUUCCUUCUCCAGUCUACACUUCUACAGGAAAGGAGAAACAAAAUAAAUAUGUAGACAGCUUCUUGUAAUGUGCGAUGAUCAAGAAAAAAUGCUUUCCUUAUUUUACGUUUCUGUGGCACUUACUGUGGUUUUGUGCAAAACACACCAUUUAUGGCCUCCAUAUAGAUGAGACAUGCUGAUUCCCUUGUUUGGAACGAAGGCACAAAAGAUAAUAAACUAGGCAUGUGAAACUAAUGCACGCUUUGAGAAUCAAUAGCUGCUGAUUUUUUUUUAAGGCUGUUUUAAGCUACAACUCCAUUGUCCUAGUUUAUGGUGAUGAAUGCUCCAGUUGGAUGUAGAGAAAACAAGGAACGCUCAAGUUACUUCCCAAUAACUGUGAGGAGAAAGCAAGUUAAGUGAUCCCCAUCACUUUCCAGCUUUAUCUUGAAACUCUGUGGUAGUCUCCACUCUGCACAAUACUUACUAUUGUUAACAGGAUUCAGUCUUUUCUCUGACCUAAAUGAGACAGAUCUUUUCUGAAAGACUGGUUACCAUGUAAUAGAAGGUAAUAUAAUACAGAUGCAAAAGGGAGGUGAAUUAAGGUUGUCGUCUUCCAUAUAUCAACAAAUAGGAAUAUAGGUUUUCUAUAUAAAUAUAUUUUUCUGACUAGUGUGCAACCAAGACAGUUGAUGCAAGAUGUUAACCAACCGAAAUUAUGCUGAUUAUGUUUUUUGUAAAUACAUAAGUAAAAAUGCAUUAUUAAUUUUUUUGAAAGCUUGUAUUGCAUUAUUGCUUUUUUUCUAUCAUCUUGGAAGGUAUUUGUCUUUAAACCUGUGGACAGCAUAAGAUGAUCUAAAAUGGUGACAAACGUUAGCAAUUCGUACAUAUCUGUGCUGAUUUGAGGUUUGUUUGUUUUCCUAGUACCCAUAAUUUUUUUCUUCAUCCCUUUUUAGUAAAUGUCAUAGUUAAUUACUAUUUCUAAAACUGUUUCGUUCUUUACAUCUACGUAAAUAUUUUGCCUAUUUACUGUUUCUGAAAAAUCUGUACAUAAACUUAAUAUUUUUGGUGAUUCUUUUUUUAAGGUAUUUUGAUGACCUUGAUGACAAGAUGGAUCCAGAAAUUGAAGAAGCAUAUGAAAAAUUCUGUCUAGAAUCAGAACAUAAGAGAAAACAGUGAGACGUUACACAUUAAUGUUAGUUUAUUAAGUGAGUUUAGGUAUGGUUAGGAUACAGGGGGACACAAAACACUUGUACGAAAAUAAGGAAGCUUAGUUUUUCCAAGUACUAAAGUUACAUACUUUCCAUUCUGUUAAACAGAAUCUGCCAAAAAUUGUAAACUUAUGCCCUGUAACUUAAAAUGUUGUGUAUAUAUCAUAGUUUAUUUUAUGUACAGGUAUAUGAACAAUGGUUUGGUUGCAAUAAACUUGAUUUUAAAAGUA
Messenger RNA from Phalacrocorax carbo (great cormorant), 3193 nucleotides. NCBI's taxonomy places the organism in Eukaryota, Metazoa, Chordata, Aves, Suliformes, Phalacrocoracidae. The record is from RefSeq and is a predicted model, not a curated record.